Molecule: messenger RNA, 2334 nt
Organism: Quercus robur (English oak)
Lineage: Eukaryota; Viridiplantae; Streptophyta; Magnoliopsida; Fagales; Fagaceae
Product: subtilisin-like protease SBT4.15
Exons: 11
Coding region: 1-2217 (738 amino acids)
Biological process (GO): proteolysis
Molecular function (GO): serine-type endopeptidase activity
Source: RefSeq, a predicted model, not a curated record
AUGUUCCGAAAUCUACUUCUGCUUGUUUUUAGUCUGUGUCUUGUAACAACGUUGGUCCAUGGAUCAAAUGACAAUGAAAGAAAGGAAUACAUUGUCUACAUGGGAGCACUGCAAGGUGCUGGAACUUCUGCGAUGGUCGACCACCACAACCUGCUUUUGACGGCAAUUGGAGAUGAGGAUAUUGCAAGAGAAUCUAAAAUAUAUACCUACAGAAAGAGCUUCAAUGGGUUUGUAGCCAGGCUCUUGCCUCAUGAAGUACAGAGCUUAAUAGCUGAAAAGAGGGUUGUAUCAGUUUUUCCAAACACAGUGCGCAAACUUCACACAACGAGAACAUGGGACUUCUUAGGAAUGUCUGAAACACUGAGUCGAGCAAACGCUCAAAAAGAGAGCGAUAUUAUUGUUGGCCUCUUGGAUUCAGGAAUAUGGGCCGAAGCUCCUAGUUUUAAUGACACAGGCUAUGGACCUGUCCCGAUUAAAUGGAGAGGCAAAUGCGUAGACUUCCCUGGCUGCAACAGAAAGGUGGUAGGUGCAAAAUACUUCAAUCUGAACCAAACUUAUACUGAUCAAGAUACUCCAAGUCCGGUUGAUGACGAAGGUCAUGGCACUCAUACUUCAUCCACUGUAGCUGGUGUAUUCGUCAAGGAUGCAAGCCUCUAUGGUCUAGGCACAGGCACCGCACGUGGUGGCGUGCCAUCGGCACGUAUUGCCAUGUACAAGGUGUGCUGGGUUAAUGGUUGCAGUGACAAAGACGUUUUGGCUGCGUUUGAUGAAGCCAUUGCUGAUGGGGUGGACUUGAUAUCAGCCUCCAUGGGUGGUCCAUCCAGGUCCUUUUUUGAAGACCCUAUUGCCAUUGGAUCUUUUCAUGCAAUGACGAAGGGGAUUCUGACUUCCUGCUCUGCUGGGAAUGAUGGGCCUGAUACUUCAACGGUGCAGAAUGUUGCUCCGUGGAUAAUGACCGUGGCUGCUUCUGGUACUGAUAGGCAGUAUAGGACUGUGGCUACUCUGGGUAGUGGCGAGCACUUUUCUGGAAUUUCAAUCAAUACAUUUUCACCACAAAAAAUGAUGUACCCACUAACAAGUGGAGCCCUUGCAGUUAAUGUUAGUGAACCCUAUGGGAAUGCCAGUGCUUGUGAUUUCGGGACACUAGACAAGAAUAAGGUGAUGGGAAAGAUAGUGUACUGCCUGGGAAGCAACGGCCAGGAUUACAGCAUCAAAAGGUCCGGUGGUGCGGGAGCAAUCAUGACGCUUGAAGAUGACACAGAUACAGCCUACUCCACUGUCAUCCCUGGGACCUCCAUUUUCCCCAGGGACAGCAAAAUGAUUGAGCAGUAUAUUAAUUCCACCAAGAACCCUCAGGCUGUAAUACAAAAGUCAAUUACUAUUAAUGUUAGUGCUCCCUUUGUGGCUUCUUUCUCAUCCAGAGGUCCUCAAAAUAUCAAUCUCAACAUCCUUAAGCCUGAUAUUUCAGCACCAGGAAUAGACAUAUUAGCUGCUUAUUCAAAACUACCAACAACAACAGGGUUUCCGAGUGAUGAUCGACACACAGUAUUCAACAUAAUAUCAGGAACAUCUAUGGCUUGCCCUCAUGCAUCAGCAGCUGCUGUUUAUGUCAAGUCCAUCCAUCCUGACUGGUCACCUGCUGCAGUCAAGUCUGCUCUCAUGACUACAGCCACUCCUAUGAAAAUCAUAGACGCAGACGCCGAGCUGGGUUCCGGAUCAGGACAAAUAAACCCAACACAAGCAGUGAACCCUGGACUCAUCUAUGACAUUUCCACGAGUGACUAUAUCAGUUUCCUAUGCAAAGAAGGCAACAACAACACAGUAAUUGGCCUAAUUGUUGGGGGCACAGAAAAUAUUGACUGCACCAAAUUCAAGCCAGCACAAGGCACUGAUGGCCUUAACUACCCAACUAUGCAUACCCAGCUCGACAGUAACAGUACAAGUAUCUCGGCCACCUUCUACCGGACCGUGACUAACGUAGGAUAUGCCACAUCGGUGUACACAUCGAAGGUGACAUCACCAAGGGGUCUAAUUGUGAAAGUUAUCCCAGAAACUUUGAAGUUCAGCAAGUUGAAUGAGAACCAAUCUUUCACCGUUGAGGUGAAAGGCGGUUUAGAGCCAUUUGGGAGUAAGCUACUCUCGGCUUUGCUAGAGUGGAGUGACUCUAAAUACAAUGUUAAGAGCCAUAUCGUUAUCCUUAGGCCAUUAGCUGAUUAGGUCUGUUUAUUUCUAGCCAAUGCUUGUAUUUAAGGUCUGUUUGAGAUCCGUUUAUUUUGCUGAAAUUGAAAAUUUUUUGUUGAAAGUACAGUAAAUAAAGGUAAAAGUUAGCUGAAA